UCACAGGUGACGACCAAAAAGGAUAAGAGAGAGAGAGAUGACAUGAUUCGCUGCGACCUCCUCUCUUCCCCGCCGCCUCCACUCCCUUCCUCGAAUCCAAAUCCAAGCUCUCUCCACCGGAACCCUACCCUUGUCCUUUGCCCUAAACUUUCGUCUCCGCUUUCCCGUUGUGGCGCUCGCAGAAGCUCGUCCUUUUGCCGGGUUACUGGGGGCGACGGCGGUGGCAGUUCCUCUGGGGACGAGAACGCGGAGCCCAUCCGUGCUGGAAGAUUCAAGUUCCGAGAUGGCAGCAGAAGAGGUGGAGACCAAGAUGAGGGAAACCCAUGGAGGAGCAAAAAGAGGCGGUGGUGGUCUGACGACUCUCAGAUUGAUGUUGAUGAGGACUUCGAAGACUUUGAUGAUGACCCUACGGAUCCCUGGGAUAUGAUUUGGAUCUUUAAGGUGUUCAAAUCUUAUGGCUAUUUUCUACCAGCUAUUAUAGUUUCGAUGCUUCUUACAACCGGUCCAAAAGCCUUCUUGUUGGCCUUGGCAUUACCUCUUGGCCAAUCGGCAAUCUCUCUAGCAAUUGACAAGGUGUGGGGGAAGGCAGAAGAUGGUCCACGAACCAAGACUAAGGCCAGGAAGAGAGAAUUCACAAGGUCGAAUUGGGGGUUUGGAAGGCGAUGGCAGGAUCAAGGUAGUGAGGAUGAGGAAGGAAAUAAUGGUUAUCAGUCAUGGGUGUCAACAGAUACUGGUGUUACUGGAGCAACAACCUCUGGAACUAGUUUAGGGGGAUGGGAUGAACUAGAUAUACAUGGCAGAGGCAACACUAAUGGCUAUGCGAGACGCCAAAGAGAAGGACCAUCAAAAAAAGAUUUAUCCCAGUUUAAGCCCACUAGAAAGGGGAAGUUGUCCAAGAGGGGAAGGUACAAGGACGAGCCUCUGUUGUUAAGACUGUUGAUUGCAAUUUUCCCAUUCUUGGCAUCUUGGACCAGGAUAUUGUGAUAAAUUGAACAGUUUAUACGUUGUGAUAUCGUUUCAAACUGUUCAUUCCUCAUUGAUGAACAUAGAGAGCACGAUAUCUCUUCUGAAGUACUUACUGGCCAACCAACUCAACAAAUUGUUUGUCUCACCUUCUGUUGAAAUCCUUUAACACAUGACCUCCCUUUGGCACCUUGUAUUGUCCUGGCAUGUGUUUGGCAAAACUCGGUCUCAAUGUAAAUAAAACCCCAUUUCAUGAAUAUUUUCAUAGCUUGUGGCUAUACCUUGGUCCACUUGGUAUAGUAUCGUAGGUAAAGUUAAUUCUCAACGGGUGUAAAAUAUCUAGUUGGAUAUUUGACCUCUCUCAUGUAAAGGGUCGUUAUACUAGAGCAAAAUGUUUCUCAUAAUUUAUCUGUCUGUAUCUAAUCAGGAGGCCGAUGAUACUGGACUGCUUGAGAUGAUU
This is a messenger RNA of Zingiber officinale, 1423 nucleotides long. RefSeq lists its product as uncharacterized. The coding region runs from base 43 to 984 and encodes 313 amino acids. The record is from RefSeq and is a predicted model, not a curated record. The transcript is spliced from 2 exons. Lineage: Eukaryota; Viridiplantae; Streptophyta; Magnoliopsida; Zingiberales; Zingiberaceae.